Messenger RNA from Helobdella robusta, 225 nucleotides. RefSeq lists its product as hypothetical. The annotation marks the transcript as partial. NCBI's taxonomy places the organism in Eukaryota, Metazoa, Annelida, Clitellata, Rhynchobdellida, Glossiphoniidae. The record is from RefSeq and is a predicted model, not a curated record. The transcript has a single exon.
AAUUAUCGGCCAAUAUCCUUAGUAUCAAAAUAUUCUAAAGUUAUGGAAAAAAUUUUGCAUUCAAAAAUAUCAAAGUUUUUUGAUGAGUGUGGCCUUUUUUUGCAUGUCAGUAUGGAUUUUAAAAAGAUUACCUACUCUACAAAGUUAGUGGUCUUAGACGUGAUGCAAUAUGCUUUGAAAAUGUUUUAUUUAAAGUUAUCUACAAUGUUUCAUAGAUAUUUCUAA